AUGGCCCCGAGUCGGACAGAAGCCGGCUCCGCGCGCCUCUGGCGGGCGCUGGCGAUGGUGCUCUCCCUGGUAAGCGCCCUGAGCUGGCCCCCAGCCUCAGCCUGCCCCACCAAGUGUACCUGUUCGGCCGCUAGCGUGGACUGCCACGGGCUGGGCCUCCGGGCGGUGCCCAGAGGGAUCCCUCGCAACGCUGAACGCCUUGACCUGGACAGAAAUAAUAUCACCAGAAUCACCAAGACGGACUUUGCAGGGCUUAAAAAUCUCCGAGUCUUGCAUCUUGAAGAAAACCAGGUCAGUGUGAUAGAGCGAGGGGCCUUCCAAGAUCUGAAGCAAUUGGAACGCUUGCGUUUGAACAAGAAUAAACUACAAGUGCUUCCAGAAUUGCUUUUCCAGAACACCCUGAAGUUAACCAGAUUAGAUCUGAGCGAGAACCAGAUUCAGGGAAUCCCAAGGAAGGCUUUCCGAGGCAUCACCGAUGUGAAGAACCUGCAACUGGACAACAACCAGAUCAGCUGCAUCGAAGAUGGAGCCUUCAGAGCCCUGCGUGAUUUGGAGAUCCUACGACUGGAACAGAACUCCAUCAGAGCCAUCCCUGCUGGAGCCUUCACCCAAUACAAGAAGCUAAAAAGGAUAGACAUCAGCAAGAAUCAGAUCUCAGACAUUGCACCAGAUGCGUUCCAGGGCUUAAAAUCCCUCACCUCGCUAGUUCUCUAUGGAAACAAGAUCACCGAGAUUGCCAAGGGCUUAUUUGAUGGACUGGUGUCCCUGCAGUUGCUGCUUCUCAAUGCCAACAAGAUCAACUGUCUACGGGUAAACACAUUCCAAGAUCUGCAUAACCUCCACCUGCUCUCCCUGUAUGACAAUAAACUGCAAACCAUCAGCAAAGGUCUCUUUGCUCCUCUGCAGUCCAUCCAGACACUACAUUUAGCCCAAAACCCAUUUGUGUGCGACUGCCACUUGAAGUGGCUGGCUGACUACCUCCAGGAUAACCCAAUCGAGACGAGCGGGGCCCGCUGCAGCAGCCCAAGGCGCCUCGCCAACAAGCGCAUCAGCCAAAUCAAGAGCAAGAAGUUCCGCUGCUCAGGUUCUGAGGACUAUCGGAACAAAUUCAGUGGGGAUUGCUUCAUGGACCUUGUGUGUCCUGAGAAGUGUCGCUGUGAAGGCACCAUCGUGGACUGCUCCAACCAGAAACUGGUCCGGAUCCCCAGCCACAUCCCAGAAUAUGUGACUGACCUACGCCUAAAUGACAAUGAAAUCCCUGUCCUAGAAGCCACUGGGAUCUUCAAGAAGUUGCCCAACCUGAGGAAAAUAAACCUGAGUAACAACAAGAUCAAGGAGGUGCGGGAAGGUGUUUUUGAUGGGGCAGCCAACGUUCAGGAGCUGAUGCUGACGGGGAACCAGCUGGAGUUGGUGCAUGGACGAAUGUUCCGUGGGCUCACCAGCCUCAAGACAAUGAUGCUGAGGAGCAACCUCAUCAGCUGUGUGAACAACGACACCUUUGCUGGAUUGAGCUCAGUGAGGCUACUGUCCCUCUAUGACAACAGGAUCACCACCAUCACCCCAGGAGCCUUCACCACACUCGUCUCCCUGUCAACCAUAAACCUGCUUUCCAACCCUUUCAACUGCAACUGCCAUCUGGCAUGGCUAGGGAAGUGGCUGAGGAAGAGGAGAAUUGUCAGCGGGAAUCCUCGGUGCCAGAAACCAUUCUUCCUCAAGGAGAUCCCCAUCCAGGACGUGGCCAUCCAAGACUUCACCUGUGAUGGUAAUGAUGAAAGCAGCUGCCAACUGGCCCCCCGCUGUCCUGAGCAGUGUACCUGUGUGGAAACUGUGGUGCGGUGCAGCAACAAAGGACUCCGGGUCCUGCCCAAAGGCAUCCCCAAGGAUGUGACCGAGCUGUACCUGGAAGGAAACCAUUUAACAACUGUACCCAAAGAGCUAUCCGGCCUCAGACACCUGACACUGAUUGACUUGAGCAAUAACAGCAUCAGCGUCCUGGCCAAUUACACCUUCAGCAAUAUGACUCAGCUCUCCACACUCAUCUUGAGCUACAACCAGCUGCGGUGCAUUCCAAUCCAUGCCUUUAAUGGCCUACGGUCUCUUCGGGUGUUAACUCUUCACGGCAAUGACAUUUCCAGUGUUCCUGAGGGCUCAUUUAAUGACCUGACCUCUCUUUCCCAUCUGGCCCUGGGAACCAACCCCCUGCACUGUGACUGCAGCCUACGCUGGCUUUCAGAGUGGGUGAAGGAAGGCUACAAGGAGCCAGGCAUUGCCCGCUGCAGCAGCCCUGAGCACAUGGCAGACAGACUCUUGCUGACAACACCCACCCACCGCUUCCAGUGUAAAGACCCAGUGGACAUCAGCAUUGCAGCCAAGUGUAACCCCUGCCUCUCUGGUCCGUGCAAGAACAAUGGGACAUGUAGCCCGGAUCCAAUGGAGCUGUAUCGCUGUUCCUGCCCUUAUGGCUACAAGGGCCGGGAUUGCAACAUGCCCAUCAACACAUGCAUCCAGAAUCCCUGUCAGCAUGGAGGGACCUGCCACCUCAGCGAAACCAACAGGAAUGGAUUCAGCUGUUCCUGCCCUCUGGGCUUCGAGGGGGAACGAUGCGAGAUCAAUCCAGAUGACUGUGAGGACAAUGACUGUGAGAAUAACGCUACCUGUGUGGACGGGAUCAACAAUUAUGUGUGUGUGUGCCCACCCAACUACACAGGAGAGUUGUGUGACGAAGUGAUUGACCACUGCAUCCCUGGGAUAAACCUGUGCCAGCACGAGGCCAAGUGUAUCUCCCUGGACAAAGGAUUCAGGUGCGAGUGUCCUCCUGGCUAUAGCGGGAAGCUCUGUGAGACUGAUGAUGACGACUGUGUGGCCCACAAAUGUCGUCACGGGGCCCGUUGUGUAGACACGGUCAAUGGCUACACCUGCAUCUGUCCACAGGGCUUCAGUGGUCUAUUCUGUGAGCACCCACCACCCAUGGUGCUGCUGCAGACCAGUCCCUGUGACCAGUAUGAGUGCCAGAACGGGGCCCAGUGCAUUGUGGUGCAGCAAGAACCCACCUGUCGCUGCCUCGCUGGCUUUGCUGGGCAAAGGUGUGAGAAGCUCAUCACGGUCAACUUUGUGGGCAAGGACUCCUACGUGGAGCUGGCCUCUGCCAAGAUCCGACCCCAGGCCAACAUCUCCCUGCAGGUGGCCACCGACAAGGACAAUGGCAUCCUACUCUACAAAGGAGACAAUGACCCCUUGGCACUGGAGCUCUACCAGGGGCAUGUGAGGCUGGUCUAUGACAGCCUGAGCUCUCCCCCCACAACAGUGUACAGCGUGGAGACUGUGAAUGAUGGGCAGUUUCACAGUGUGGAGCUUGUGAUGUUAAACCAGACCUUAAACCUGGUGGUGGACAAAGGAGCCCCCAAGAGUUUGGGCAAACUCCAGAAACAGCCAACAGUUGGCACCAACACUCCCCUCUACAUUGGAGGAAUACCCACCAGCACAGGCCUCUCGGCCUUGCGCCAGGGCACAGACCGAACCCUGGGUGGCUUCCAUGGCUGUAUCCAUGACGUCCGCAUCAAUAACGAGCUCCAGGAUUUCAAGGCCCUGCCCCAACAGUCCCCAGGCGUCUUCCCUGGCUGCAAGUCAUGUACCAUCUGUAAACAUGGCAUGUGCCGUUCUGUGGAGAAGGGCAGUGUGGUCUGCGAGUGCCACCCAGGCUGGACGGGGCCAUUGUGUGACCAAGAAGCUGGAGAUUCCUGUCUCGGCCACAGGUGUGUCCAUGGAAAGUGUGUGGCUUCAGGCUCUUCAUACACAUGCAAGUGUGCUGAUGGCUACAUGGGAGCCUCUUGUGACCGGAGGAAUGACUCAGUCAGCCCCUGCUGGGACUUCAAGUGCUACCAUGGGCAGUGCCACAUCUCUGAGAGGGGGCAGCCCUACUGCGUGUGUGAGCCCAGCUUCAGCGGGGAGCACUGUGACCGAGAGAGCCCGUGCCAGGGGGAGGUGGUUCGAGAGGUGAUCCGCCGGCAGCAGGGCUACGCAUCAUGUGCUACAGCCUCUAAAGUGCCCCUGAUGGAAUGUCGUGGGAGCUGCGGCUCCCAAUGCUGCGUUCCCAUACGCAGUAAGCGGCGGAAAUAUGUCUUCCAGUGCACAGAUGGUUCCUCGUUUGUGGAGGAGCUGGAGAGACAUGUGGAAUGUGGGUGUCACAAAUGUUCCUAAUGCCAUCUUCCCCAAGUCUCCACCACUUUGAGGAGGCAGGCACUGCCAGACAUCGGCUCAAUAGAGAUGUCAAACAUGGGACCUUGUUACUUGGAAUGAAGAGGAAGAAGAAGAAAAAGAAGAGAAAUAUUAAGUAUAUUGUAAAAUAAACAAAAAAUAGAACUUAUUUUUAUUAUGGAAAGUGACUAUUUUCAUCUUUUAUUCUAUAAAGUAUCACACCAUUUGGGUAUAUGUAUCAUAUAGUGAGUUAUUUUUACUGAGGUUUUUGU
Molecule: messenger RNA, 4466 nt
Organism: Vombatus ursinus (common wombat)
Lineage: Eukaryota; Metazoa; Chordata; Mammalia; Diprotodontia; Vombatidae
Gene: SLIT3
Product: slit guidance ligand 3
Exons: 33
Coding region: 1-4197 (1398 amino acids)
Biological process (GO): axon guidance; negative chemotaxis
Molecular function (GO): Roundabout binding; calcium ion binding; heparin binding
Source: RefSeq, a predicted model, not a curated record